Messenger RNA from Aspergillus niger, 2094 nucleotides. RefSeq lists its product as uncharacterized. The record is from RefSeq and is a predicted model, not a curated record. The coding region runs from base 1 to 2094 and encodes 697 amino acids. The transcript has 11 exons. NCBI's taxonomy places the organism in Eukaryota, Fungi, Ascomycota, Eurotiomycetes, Eurotiales, Aspergillaceae. Gene Ontology annotation, molecular function: ATP binding; ATP-dependent protein folding chaperone.
AUGGAAGAACGUAUUCGGAAGAUAGUCGUAGCUGUGGAUUGCGGAACGACACAUUCGGGCGUCGCCUGGAAGCACCCCGAAUCCGAGAACAACGUGCAUUUUGUCGACAAAUGGCCCGGGGGCACUCCAACGGACAUGCCAACCCGGGUACCGACCCGAAUUGCCUACCACGAUGACAAUCCCUCCCUUGACAAAGACAAGGCAUGGGGCUACGAGGUAGGCUCAGGUCAUGUAGCAGCUUCCUGGACAAAGCUGCUAUUGGAGCCUGGGGUUGAGAACAAAAUCAUCCUGCAUAGCGACAACGAUGGUUGGGUAAACUCGGUGGGCAUUUUUGCCCGGCCUGGAGGCAGAGAUCCGAGCCGUAUCGUUCAAGACUUCCUGGAAUUGCUCAGGAAGCACGCGGAAGCUCAGAUCAAGAAAAGGUGCACAGAUCUUCACCAUGCCAUAUUGCCCUUUGCCUAUGUUUUCACCGUCCCGGCCACGUGGUCGGAGACAGCCAUCACCGCUCUGAAGCAAGCUGCUAGCAGAGCAGGGUGUCACGGAGUUGAUGGCGAGGAAGAUCCUCUUAUCGUUUCCGAGCCAGAAGCCGCGCUCACGACCAUGAUUGGUGACCCUACUAUUGGCAUUAGGGCAGGAGAUGGAGUUGUUAUUUGCGACUGUGGAGGAGGUACCUUAGUACGUUUCUUUCAUGUUUUUAGGGAUACGAGCAACUUCUCAAAACAAGCAGACUUCCAGGGCGGCAGCACGGAAAUUGAUCGGAGGUUCUAUGCUGUGGUUUCGAAAGAUCACAUUAAGGGGUUCGGCGAGUUGAGGUGCUACGAAACUUCACCGACAAGCAUACUCAUGAGAAGUUUCGAGAAGGCCAAGCGUAGAUUCCAAGGCACAGUCGACGCAAGCCUUCAAAAUCUAGCUUACAGAAGGAGAGGGAAUAAAUGUUCCUUCCAGUUCACAAGUGUCGACAUGCUGAGACUUCAGUCCCCGGUGAUCACCAAGAUCUGCUUUGUCUUGGAAAACAAUAUAUCCCAAGGGCAUCGAGACUCCGGAGGGCCGAUCGUGAAGCACAUUUACCUUUCCGGCGCAAUGGCGCGGUCAAUUUACCUACGUAGCGCCAUUGAAAGACUUUUCGCGAAGUCGCAAAUAGAGAUCCACCAUCCGAGAUUUUCGCAAAAUGUGGUCGCCGGGGGUGCCGCCCUUUGGGCGUACAACCGCCUCCGCUUGGUGGAACUUCUACACCAUCAUUACGGGAUUGAGACCCCUGCUCCUCCUGACGGUGCCAUGGAACUUGACGGCAAUGAUCCCCCUGUUACCUGGGUCCUCAGGAGGAAUAUGCCAUAUCCAUUGGGUGAACCAAUUGGUGCAUCGCAAAGCACUGUAUUCCCCUGUCGAGUGUCACAAGAUUUUCCCUUCUCAGUCAUCAAAAUAUAUGACUCGGAUCAGGACGUUCUGCCAGAAACCGCUAAUCCGGAAGACGGUGUACGGAACAUCGGCCGUUUGUUCUGCGACUUUAGGAAAGCCCUGGCAACGAGUAAAGUGAAAGUUGGCGAGAUUGUUCAGAUCGAUGUUCGCUUCAUUGUUGAAAAUAGUAGAAUACAUGUGAAGGCAGAAUCUCCUGGCGCCCUCUUUGGAGAAACAAAGGACAUGGCAUCAAUCAGGAUGUUUGGACAGUCCUCACCAUUUCGGGCGAAUAAUGAUUAUUUGACGACUAGGUUCUUUGCUCCUAUCUUUGUUAUGUUGAAAAGUUUGUGCUCUAUUCCCGCCACUUCUUUGUUGCUUGUUGUCAUUUCCUUUGUAUGGAACCGAUGGUGGAUGGCAUUUCUCUCUUCAACUCUCGUGACUUUGAACUUUUCGGGGUUUUCCUUAUCUCCAAUGUUUAAUAUGAUCUGCUCUACCCAGAAUGGAAUUGGUACCUUGCGUGUUCGCUUAUUCAAGAUGGAUACAACACAAAUCACAAAUACCCCGGGCUCACAUUGGCUGCAGGGAGAUGUAAAGGAUGAAGUAUUCAGUUCGGCUGGUAAGAGUGCAGUUGCAGCAUCAUGGAGAGGGUUUACGGGUGCUGCUGUACAGGUUUCACUCGAAUACAUCACCGCUUUGUAG